AUGUAUAUUAACACCUACACCUACACCUACACCUACACCUACACCUACACCUACACCUACACCUACACCUACACACCUACACCUACACCUACACCUACACCUACACCUACACCUACACCUACACCUACACCUACACCUACACCUACACCUACACCUACACCUACACCUACACCUACACCUACACCUACACCUACACCUACACCUACACCUACACCUACACCUACACCUACACCUACACCUACACCUACACCUACACCUACACCUACACCUACACCUACACCUACACCUACACCUAUACACCCACACCCACACCCACACCUACACUUUAUAGUUAUAUAG
Molecule: messenger RNA, 339 nt
Organism: Oppia nitens
Lineage: Eukaryota; Metazoa; Arthropoda; Arachnida; Sarcoptiformes; Oppiidae
Exons: 1
Coding region: 1-339 (112 amino acids)
Source: RefSeq, a predicted model, not a curated record